AUGGAUGCUUUUUGUUGUUGCUUCAAAGUUCAGGAGGAACUUGAAGAUGACAUAAACAAUUCAAACAACCAACACCACAGCUCUUCUAAUGGCUUCACAGACUUGGUCUCCAAGUUUGCAACCUUGUUUAGAAACAAUGAGACACAACAUGUGCCAUCUAGAGUACUAGCAUGUUUGCUGACUGAAGAAGCAAAAACUAAAGUUGCUAAGAAUAUAUUAGAAGUAGAAGAAUGCCCCGUUUGUCUUGAAGAAUACACAACCGAAAAUCCAAAGAUACCAAUGAAGUGUUCCCACAAUUACCAUCUUGCUUGUAUAUAUGAAUGGAUGGAGAGAAGCAAUUUUUGCCCAAUUUGUGACCGGGUUAUGGAGUUUGAGGAAUCACUUGAUGCGCAAAUGCGAUGA
Messenger RNA from Morus notabilis, 402 nucleotides. RefSeq names its product E3 ubiquitin-protein ligase At3g02290. The coding region runs from base 1 to 402 and encodes 133 amino acids. Gene Ontology annotation, molecular function: ubiquitin-protein transferase activity. The transcript is spliced from 4 exons. The record is from RefSeq and is a predicted model, not a curated record. NCBI's taxonomy places the organism in Eukaryota, Viridiplantae, Streptophyta, Magnoliopsida, Rosales, Moraceae.